AUCAGUUAUCCCCUUAGCCCUUUGGAGACUACACAUUCACAGAGAGCAGUGGGGAAGCACAACUCUCACUGGAGAUCCUGCUGUCUACUACCUACUGCCAACCCAGCAUCAGUGCUAGCAAUGAGCUUUAGCCAGGAGUCUGGAACCCACCAUAAUUCCCUGGAUUAUGCAGGAGUCUCUGAUGAGGAGGAUGAAAUUGAUAUUCUUGGAGAAGAUGACCCCUGCAGCCUGAAGUCACACUUUUACCUACAGCCUACACAUUCAGACAUGGGAGACAGUGGGAUGCUGAGUCCUUCCAAGCUAAGCUGCACUGAAAGUGAGAGCGAUUCCUCGGGAGAGAGUGAAGGAGGUACUUCUAAAGACUCCCCAGCUACCUCACCUGGUGGCAAAGCCAAAAGGGCCCUGGUAAAGCCUCCUUACUCUUACAUUGCUCUGAUCACCAUGGCUAUCCUGCAGAGCCCACACAAGAAACUGACUCUUAGUGGCAUCUGUGAUUUUAUCAGCAGCAAGUUCCCUUACUACAAGGACAAGUUCCCUGCUUGGCAGAACUCUAUCAGGCACAACCUGUCCCUUAAUGACUGCUUCAUUAAAAUACCACGGGAACCAGGAAAUCCAGGAAAAGGCAAUUAUUGGACACUGGAUCCUGCUUCUGAGGACAUGUUUGAUAAUGGAAGCUUCCUUAGAAGGAGGAAAAGGUUUAAGAGGCACCAACAGGAGUUCUUUAAGGAUGGACUCAUGAUGUACAACUCUCUGCCUUACUACAGACCCUACAGUGCCCUCCAACCACAGCCAAUGCUCCAGCAGACGCCACUGGCAUGCAUGGCAAUCCCAGAGACCUUGUCCAUGCCAACUAACCUUACACCCUACCCAGACAUAAAGAGGAAGGCUCAUUACCCAGACCAGGGGGCACACAGGGGUUUUGAGGGCCAGGAUGCUAAUAACCAUCCAAAUAAUUCUCAGAGCAAGUGUUCAUUCAGUAUUGAGAACAUCAUGAAGAAACCCAAGGAACCAGAGCCAAGUUUUCCAAGCUUCAACUCACACUGGAACUAUAAUAAUCACUUAUUGCAGAGACCAAGUUCCUGCUUUCUCCCAGCUGUGCUUAACCUAUCCACUGGCCCUCUGCUAGCUAAUGUCCAGGGCACCAGGCAAUACAACCUAAUCAAAUUCCCUGGGAGUUAUUAAAGUAAGUCACUUUGGGUCUCACAUAGCCCCAGUACACAGUAUGUAUUCUGCUACUAGGACCUUUUUUGUCCAACCCCAAAGACUUUAUUUAUUGUCAAAGACAAGGUUAUACAAUCUGUGUCCCUCCAGUUUGUACUGAAGUAACAUUUCCAGCACUCCCUAAAUUCCAUGGUUGUCAGGGGAAGAUGGAAGUUGCAGUUGAAUAACAACUAGAGGGCUGCUGGUUGUACAUACCUGGACAGUCAUAUGUAUUUGUAUGACAACCCCAUGUGGCACAUGUGCUGCUGGAUGCUUGAAUCAUUAUGGAUUGCCAUUCUUUUGUUUUGUCUUAUUUUUCUGUUAAUAUAUAAUGUAAAUAGAAAUGUAAUCUAUUGAACUAUUUAUUAUCAAAGUUAUUGCAACUUUUCAGUCUACUCAUGCUAAAUAAAAUAAUUCACAUGAA
Xenopus laevis (African clawed frog) is the source of this 1624-nucleotide messenger RNA. RefSeq names its product forkhead box D4 like 1, gene 1 L homeolog (gene foxd4l1.L). NCBI's taxonomy places the organism in Eukaryota, Metazoa, Chordata, Amphibia, Anura, Pipidae. Gene Ontology annotation, biological process: regulation of transcription by RNA polymerase II; animal gross anatomical part developmental process; anatomical structure morphogenesis. Gene Ontology annotation, molecular function: DNA binding; sequence-specific DNA binding; RNA polymerase II cis-regulatory region sequence-specific DNA binding. Gene Ontology annotation, cellular component: nucleus. The record is from RefSeq and is marked provisional.